Messenger RNA from Oncorhynchus masou masou (cherry salmon), 512 nucleotides. RefSeq names its product stimulated by retinoic acid gene 8 protein-like. NCBI's taxonomy places the organism in Eukaryota, Metazoa, Chordata, Actinopteri, Salmoniformes, Salmonidae. Gene Ontology annotation, biological process: meiotic cell cycle; spermatogenesis; cellular response to retinoic acid. The record is from RefSeq and is a predicted model, not a curated record. Gene Ontology annotation, cellular component: nucleus. The transcript is spliced from 4 exons. The annotation marks the transcript as partial.
AUGUCCAGACGAGGUAGUACCGGUCCGACCGGGCUCCGGAGGAAACGGGACAUGGAGGAGCACCAGAAGGAGAGACGACGGGCUCUGCAGGCCCGACACCGGGCCAACCUGGCCACCCUGUUCGAGAAACUCAACACCGUGGUCUGCCCCACAUCCAACAAGAUGCCUGCUAAGUGUCUGGUCGCUCAGUGGAAGAUCUUGGACCACGCCAAAGGAUUUCUGAAAGAGCAGGAAGCCCACCUGAGCAGACUGAUGCUACUGAAAGGGAUAUUCCUCGGUAAUGAAGACGGGCCGUGCAGCUUGGAGGAAGUGAGGGCAGAGUACCGGAGGCUGCAGUCACACAGCAGCUCCCUGCGCUCCAGAAGACCUGGUGGCCACAGGCGUCAUGGCGUGGCUGACGGAGAGGACCUGACUGAGACCAGUGAGGAAGACUCUGAGGAGGAGACUCUGGAUGACUCCGCCCCCUCUCAGACCUCCAUCAACUCUCUAACCAACAUCCUGGAGUUUGAAGG